Molecule: messenger RNA, 933 nt
Organism: Coniosporium apollinis CBS 100218
Lineage: Eukaryota; Fungi; Ascomycota; Dothideomycetes
Exons: 1
Coding region: 1-933 (310 amino acids)
Cellular component (GO): cytoplasm
Source: RefSeq, a predicted model, not a curated record
AUGACCGACCUCUCCAUCUACGACCAUGACAAGACCCUUUACCUCUUCACCUCGCUCACAGCGGGCUCCUCGCACAUCAUAACCGCGACCUCGCGCAUCGAAACCAUACUAAAGGCGAACAAGAUUCCGUUCCAGGGCGUGGAUACCGCGACGGAUGAGCUAGCGCGGAAGCUCUACGGGCGCCGGGCGGGGGGCAGGAAGCUACCACUCCUAGUAAAGGAGGGCUAUGUGAUUGGCGAUCUUGCGGAGGUGGAAGAGUGGAAUGAGUUUGGGGAGCUGAAGGAGGCGAUUGGGGAUGUCGAGGCGCCCAAGGGCGCGGGCUCCUCGACGGCGGCAGCUCAAGCAGCGCCAGCAACGAAGUCGUCCUCCACUGCCACCGCUGCAACUCCCGCAAGCACAAGCGCAAGCGUAGCAGGAGCAGCACCAGCACCACCUCAAAACAAAGAGAACGCCCCUCCCUCCCAACAGACUCUCGCGAUGCGCCAACUCUCCACCGAAGCCGCGGCCGUCGGCGCCUCGAAGCAGAAAUCCACAUCUACCCUUAAACCCCAACAACCCACGUCCGCACAACCACCCUCUGCAGUCCCAAAAGAAGCCCUCCCCGCGCCCGCAGCCGGCGACCCGAACCCGACGUCGCGCCGCAGGUCGAGCAUACCGGCCCCGCCUGAGGAGAUAAAGGCGGUGGAGGAUGCGUUGGCUAUCCCCGAAGAGGAAGAGGAAGAUGACGACGAGGAGGAGGGUGAUGAUGAGGACGAAGAGGACGACGAUGACAACGACGAUGACAACGACGAUGAGGAGAAGGUGGGUGCUCAGCGGGCGGACGCUGUUGCUCCCUCAACGGCCUUAGGCACGGGAUCUAGGAACGUGGAGGGAGACAAGAAGGGCGGGGAUGCAGCGGCGCCGGAGAAGGCGGGGGAGAGCGUUCUUGAUUGA